Darwinula stevensoni is the source of this 939-nucleotide messenger RNA. The record is from the annotation of a GenBank genome assembly. NCBI's taxonomy places the organism in Eukaryota, Metazoa, Arthropoda, Ostracoda, Podocopida, Darwinulidae.
AUGCGGCACGUCGUGACGGACAAGGUGUACGGCAGGAAGCCUCGUACCAUCAACGACCUCAAACGCUUCACCACUGACGCAUUUUUCAGGAAGUGGAUGCAAACAAAGAUCUUUAUGACAAAGGGUAAGAGUACUCUCAUCAACGCGAUGGCGAACUGGGUAUAUGGAGUGAAGUGGGAAGACGAUUUUCGUUUUAAUUUGAUCUUGGACGAACAAGGAGAAGAAAAAACAGGGAAAAACCUAGCCUACAGUCAGACAAAGUGGACCACCGCAUACGUUUUGCACAAGCAAAUUGGAUUCAGUCUUCCCUAUACCUUGACAGUCAUCGAUACUCCAGGGUUUGGAGAUACUGAGGACAUCAAGGCAGAUGAAGAAUUGAAAAAUCAGUUCAGAGAUUUCUUUUCCAAUAGCGGAGACAUUGGAGUGGAUCAGCUGGACGGAAUCUGCUUCGUUGUCCAGGCUUCUUUACGCAGGCUCACACCCACACAGACGUACAUCUUUGAUUCAAUCUUGUCCGUAUUUGGAAAUGAUGUGGAAGACAACAUUUACAUAUUGAUCACAUAUGCGGACGCAAUUGAACCUCCCGUCUUGGAAGCCAUCCAAAAAGCUGAUAUCCCCUACAAAACGUACUUCAAAUUCAAUAAUUCAGCUCUUUUCUCUGACAAAAGAUUUGAGUUUUACGAGAUGGAGUGUGACAAAAUGUUCUGGGAGAAGACUGAGAAAAGCUUCAAAAUGUUUUUCAAGAAAUUUCAAGAUGCGAAACCAGUCAGCCUGACAUUGACAAAAGAAGUCCUGAAUGAAAGGAAACGCUUGGAGACAGCUCUCCAGGGUAUCCAGCCUCAAAUUACGGCAGAUACGAGAGCAAAAGCAAAGCUUGCUGAGAUUCUCAAGAGGGAUUUUGAUCAAUUUGAAGAAUACAUGAAGGAGUUCGAACAGUAA